This is a messenger RNA of Notechis scutatus (mainland tiger snake), 1611 nucleotides long. NCBI's taxonomy places the organism in Eukaryota, Metazoa, Chordata, Lepidosauria, Squamata, Elapidae. The record is from RefSeq and is a predicted model, not a curated record.
AUGGAUUUCUCCGAGCUUCCCAAGAUCGGGGAUGCGGAAAAGGAGAGUGAAUUGGGGUUUGUCCAUGGCGUCUCUGGGCCUGUGGUGAUUGCCUGCAAGAUGGCGGGUGCAGCGAUGUAUGAGCUGGUCCGUGUUGGCCAUUUUGAGUUGGUAGGCGAGAUAAUCCGGCUGGAUGGAGAUCAGGCCACCAUCCAGGUGUACGAGGAGACCUCGGGAGUCUGUGUAGGGGACCCCGUGUUGCGAACGGGGAAGCCGCUCUCCGUGGUUCUUGGGCCUGGGAUCAUGGGCUCCAUCUUUGACGGGAUCCAGCGCCCCCUGAAGGACAUCACCGAGAUUACCAAGAGCAUCUACAUUCCCCGGGGCAUCAACAUCUCCGCUUUAUCCCGAGACCUGAAGUGGGACUUUAAGCCGAGUUCCAACAUCCGGGUUGGGAGCCAUUUAACCGGAGGGGACAUUUAUGGGGCGGUUCAUGAAAAUUCCCUCAUCAAGCAUCUGAUCAUGGUGCCCCCCCGAAGCCGUGGCACCGUCACCCACGUGGCCCCAGCUGGGAGCUACGACAUUUCGGAUGUAGUUUUGGAGCUUGACUUUGAAGGAGUCAAGGAGAAACUGACCAUGAUGCAAGUUUGGCCCGUCCGGCAGAUCCGUCCAGUGUCCGAGAAGCUUCCGGCCAAUCAUCCACUGCUUACCGGCCAGAGGGUCCUAGACGCGCUCUUUCCGUGUGUCCAAGGUGGCACCACAGCCAUCCCAGGUGCCUUUGGAUGCGGGAAGACGGUCAUCUCCCAGUCUCUGUCCAAGUACUCCAACAGCGAUGUCAUCAUCUACGUGGGUUGCGGAGAGCGUGGAAACGAGAUGUCGGAGGUGCUCAGGGACUUUCCCGAGCUCACCAUGGAAGUAGAUGGGAAGACGGAAACCAUCAUGAAAAGGACCUCGCUGGUGGCCAAUACCUCCAACAUGCCCGUGGCUGCUCGGGAAGCCUCAAUUUACACAGGAAUCACCCUCUCGGAAUAUUUCCGGGACAUGGGAUACCAUGUUAGCAUGAUGGCCGAUUCUACCUCCCGCUGGGCGGAAGCCCUUCGUGAGAUUUCUGGCCGUUUGGCUGAAAUGCCUGCAGACAGUGGGUACCCAGCCUACCUGAGCGCCCGCUUGGCAUCCUUCUAUGAACGGGCCGGCCGUGUCAAGUGCCUGGGAAGUCCUGAGCGAGAGGGAAGCGUCAGCAUUGUUGGAGCGGUGUCCCCUCCUGGUGGGGAUUUCUCGGAUCCCGUCACCUCUGCAACUCUGGGGAUUGUCCAGCUACCCAAACACGACACACCCUCUGACGUGAAUGGAAUGCCGGCAGCCCCGGCAAAGUUCUGCCCUUUCUACAAGACGGUGGGCAUGCUGCAGAACAUGGUCACUUUUUACGAGCUGGCCCGCCACGCCGUGGAGUCCACAGCCCAAUCGGAGCACAAGAUCACCUGGGCCAUCAUACGGGAGAACCUGGGCGACAUCAUGUACAAGCUCAGCUCCAUGAAGUUCCAGGACCCAGCAAAGGAUGGCGAGGCCAAGAUAAAAGCCUGCUACGCUCAGCUGAAUGAGGAGAUGCAGAACGCCUUCCGUAACCUGGAGGACUGA